AUGGAGUCACUAAUAGUAUUGCUGGUAUUAAGGGUCGGCCUGGGUUCAGGUCAAAUGAUGCAGCAAACGCUCGGAGCUCAAGUGAAAAUCACAGGCAUGCCCUUCGCCGUCUCAAACGCCCAACAGCUCAAUCAAAUUGUUUGGACAAUGCUUGGAACCACAACCAAGGAGACUAUCUACUGCGUAUCAGAAGCUCCAGUCAGCCAGUUGCGAUUUGUCUGCAUCGACUGCUUAGAAAGGAACAUCACCGAUAUGGCUAAUGUUCUCAAUUCGGCGCAGGACCACACACGAAGCGCAGGUUUCCCGACUGUUGCUUUGAGCAACGUGGCUGUCAACACUAACUGGACUGGAGCAACGAUCAUGUGUCAGGCAGCUCUUAAUGGAGGUACCGUAGAUUCUCAACCAGCUACAGUUGACGUUCGUUACCUGCGCCAGCCUCACGUAGUUGAUGCAAGUGGACAAGGUCCCGUUUUAAUUUCAAGUCAGGGCUAUCGAUUUUACGUGGAAUGUGCUCGUGGAACUGAUGGACUCUGUCAACAAAGCGGACGCCGGAAGACACUUCGUUGCGCUGUUCAGUCCCAUCCACCUGCCACAGUAUUUCGGUGGUUAAAAAAUGGAGUGGUGACUAGUGGAAAUGGAGCAGAAAUCACUAUCGGAACGGAAAUGAUCGGCCAAAGUAUCCAGUGCCAAGCUAAUAAUGGUCUUUACUCGGAUAGCGAAAUGGCGACCAGCCAGGCAGUCCAAAUUGACCCUUAUUCGUCCGCACGUCUGGUCCAGGAUAACUUCGCCACUCUUCAGUCCGCAGCCCCAUUUCAGGCAGGUAAUCGUUUGGAGAUGAAUCAACAAAUUAAUCUCGGCUGCCAAGUCGAGGGUAACCCGCGUCCAGUUGUUUUCUGGAAACUGAGGAAAUCGAAUGGACAGGUCGCUGAUGCUCCUUGUGCUCAAGGAUUUGACGGACAAUAUCAAGAGGUCAACGAAUCGCCGCGCGAUCGACCUAUCCCGCCGAAUGUUGUGCGUCUUAACGCCAUUUGUUCCUUCCGCGUAUCGAACUACUCCUUAUCUGGACAAUAUUGGUGCUCUGCUUGCUCUUAUGUCAGCCAAGGUGCCCCAGAAUGUUCGCCAUCUCUUGAGAGUCCUGGAGCUAGCACCCUUAGCAUCCAAGUUACUGGGCCACCUAUGCAUUCUGAUGCUGCGUCCACUAUAGAGCAGUCUCCUAGCACCAAUAACGCAGUAGUUACUGUUCACUACUGUGCUGAACCAAUGCCACGACCACCACGAGAAGUCAUAUUCACUAUUGACAAAAAUGAUCUGCAGAUUGGUCAGUCAUGGGAAAACUUCCGCUUCGAAAGUACUACACAAAACAAUACAGUACCUAACUGCUAUCUCGCCAGAUUGAACAUAGCUCCAGUCAGAGAGGAGGACCAGUACCGAGUCAUUGAAUUACGGUUGCAAAAUCAGUAUGGCAGUAAACAAAUCCCUGUCUCUCUGGAAGCGUUGCUUGGAGGAGGAGCCGCUAGUGUUUCACGCAUUUCUGGCUGGUGGAUCGCUUUCCUAGUUUUGAUAGCUACUUGUUUGGCGCUCAUCUGUUGUGUAGCUUUUUGCGUGAGACGAGGUGUACUAUGUUUCAACAGAGUGAAGGAGCAGUCUGAAUACAAUGUACCUAAAGCUAAAGCAAAUCUUAAUCUUCGUGAGAACUUCUACGAUGCUGAUGCUCCACGAUUAUACACGCCACAAUCAGUCGAGAAUAGCCCGUACGACCUAGCCGUGCAAGCCGCCUACUGCGACUCCCGCAUGUCUUCUGUAUAA
Molecule: messenger RNA, 1806 nt
Organism: Necator americanus (New World hookworm)
Lineage: Eukaryota; Metazoa; Nematoda; Chromadorea; Rhabditida; Ancylostomatidae
Exons: 15
Coding region: 1-1806 (601 amino acids)
Biological process (GO): cell-cell adhesion
Cellular component (GO): cell-cell junction; plasma membrane
Molecular function (GO): cell adhesion molecule binding
Source: RefSeq, a predicted model, not a curated record